CAGGUAAUCCUUUACAACAUUUUAUUACUCCUACUUCACUAUUCACCUACUUAAUCCCUUUUAAUACCCUUAGUAACCUAUCGGAAUAUCUAUCUCCCCCGCACAUUUUCCGUCAUUAUCGCAUAAAAAAGGAGCCAUGGCAGAAUUACGUAAAUCAUCAAAUCCCACAUCCCCUCAAUACAUGAGACGAAAGUCUUCUUCGACCACCACCACUACUACUACGCAUAAAAUGACCUCGCCACGUCCCGAACCGACUAUGAUAAAAAGAAGAAACUCAUCAUUUGCAAACACGUCUUCACCUUGGUUUAGACGGAAUUCAUUCUUAUCUCCAACCAUGAUACAAAAUGAGAAUUUUAGUGUGUAUGAGUCACCAAGUUAUUUUUCGGAUAGUGCUAGUUUUAGUAUUAUCUCAUUAAGAGAAUGUCAAGGGUUCAUCUUUAACCAAGAUUUGUUUGCUACUCCUUAUCAGCAACUGCGUUCGUUGGCAAAUGAACGGAAAUUUAGAAACAGCUUUUCCACUACUAGUAAUACUAGUACAACAUCAAAACGCGACACGUCAAUGACAAACUGUUCAUCAGUGGAGUCACUACUGCAAAGAAGACAUACAAGUUAUCAUGCACCAAGACCUCCCGUGUUUAGCUAUGGUGGUAACCUAGAUAGUAGUGCCAUUAUAGACGAUUCUAUGGAAGAUGAUAAUGAUAAUGAUAACGAAUCAAUACCGCAGGCGGAGGAUUAUGAUGACGAGGAUAAUGAUCUGGAAAUUACAACCACCGAAGAAUAUGAAGAAUAUGAAGAAUAUGAAGAAAUGAAUGGGUAUGGAGGAGAUUCGACUAAUAGAAGGUAUAGAGUGCGAGUUACUGACAUCAUAAUUAAUGAACAAGAUCGGGAUAUAUUUCCAAGCUAGAUUUGCGCGUCUGUUAUCCCACUCGGCAUUUGGUUAGUUCUAACUGGUUUGAUAUAUUGUGCUUUAGGUAGACUUCUCUUAUCUAUUGGAAUGUAAUGGUAACGUAUUUUUAACAAGUUCUUAC
Messenger RNA from Spathaspora passalidarum NRRL Y-27907, 1028 nucleotides. RefSeq lists its product as uncharacterized. The coding region runs from base 137 to 904 and encodes 255 amino acids. Lineage: Eukaryota; Fungi; Ascomycota; Pichiomycetes; Serinales; Debaryomycetaceae. The record is from RefSeq and is a predicted model, not a curated record. The transcript has a single exon.